This is a messenger RNA of Stegodyphus dumicola, 2733 nucleotides long. RefSeq lists its product as uncharacterized. NCBI's taxonomy places the organism in Eukaryota, Metazoa, Arthropoda, Arachnida, Araneae, Eresidae. The record is from RefSeq and is a predicted model, not a curated record.
UCUGAGGGGCUAGACGCUUGUGAAAUGUGUCGCCAUCAUAUGCAAAUGUGGCGGUAUUAAGAAUUGUUUACCAGCUGCUGCGGGCUAUAAUUCUGCGUGUUUAUGUUUCUGUAAAAGUGCUUAGAAACGUUUAAUUCGUCGUAAACGUAAUAUUAUGUUUUCGGAAUAAUCUUUACUUGAAGUGUAUAUAAUUUAGAACUGAGGAUUUUAAAAAUUUGAGAAUUUUUACUUGGGUACACUUCGAUGCAUGAAGGGUGAGUAUGACAUUUUGAAAAUAUUCAGAGAAAUAACCUUCAGGCAAAACAGACCAUGUUGUACAUCAGAAUCACAGAUUCUGAUAAACUCAUCAUUUAUUAGAGGCUUUCUCAAUGAAUUUGGACGAAUUGAGUGUUAAGGCUGUAUAUCACGAUAAUGCACAGGUAUUUGAUUGCAAAAGAAAGGACUUUUUAACAGAGAUAUCAAAACGUUUUGGUGUGAAUGAAAAUGAAAUAUUAAUUUUUGAAUCUUCGAAAAACUCUAGGAGACAAAUCUCAGUUGAUAGUUUAAAACCAGUUUCUAAAGUAGAAAUUAUGCAAAGGACUUCUCCUCCUAGAUUUUUAAAUGGCCAAAGGCCUAGCUUAUCAAAUAAAAAAACAGAAGUAGAAUUAUGCAUCAUUUCAAAAUUAAGGGAGAAUCGAGCGUUAAAUGGCACUGAGAGAAAAUUCUUAAUUGAGCUGAUUGAGAAUGAUGUUGAAAAUAGAUCAUCAAAACAAAAUCUUAUGACUGAAAAGAGAGAUAAAAAUGUAACCGUUUGCAAUAAAAAAGUUCAAGUUAGUUCUCCGACCCUGACUACAGAUGCUAUAACACAAACAGAAUCAGUGGAACCAAAGGAAUUAACAGGAGCUAAUCAUAGUAAGAAAAGAAAAAAUGACCAGGUCGAAUUACAAAUCAAACGCAUUGCUAGAAACGGAAAUCUUGAUAGAGCUGAGGUUACUAGGUUGUUAGCUGAGUCAUAUGACAAUAGAAGACACUUCAUUCUUCAUGAUCUCCCUCUUGUACAGCAUGUAAAAGAAAAAUACCCUCUUCUUUUUACAUUUGAAGAAGUUAAAAAUGAGUUAGAGCGUAUUUGUCAUCAUGGAGUAUGUGAUGAUUUCCUGAAAAACAUAGAAAAAUAUGCUGAAACUGUGUUACAUAGUGUUCCUUCAACAGAUCCAUUAUUAAUGAAAACUUUCAGAAAGUUGGAGAGGUGUACAACAGAGAUCCAGAAAAAUUAUGCACGAAAUGUUGGGUCCAUUCUUCUUCUAUCUAAUUUUGCAAAAGAAGAAAGGAAGUAUAUAAGACUUUUGGAUAAGGAUAUUGAUCCUGGGGAUUUUCCUCAUAUUGAUGCACGCACAUCAAAGAUGAGUGAGCUAUUUCAUGACUCUGUUGUGUUUAAAAUAGUUGUCGAAGGAAAUCUUCUUUGCGAAGCUUUUACAUUUGGAGAAGCAAUACUUUGUCUUGUUGCUGCUUUUUAUAUCUUCAAUAUCAGCUAUCCAGAUGAAAAUUUCAACACAUACGUGCUUUUUGAAAAACUGUACUUAGAAUCUAACGAAACUAUUGACAUUGAUGACUGUUUACAGCAAAGUCUUAAAUUUUUGAAACUCAAAUGUGAGUCAUUGGCAAAGAAAUCUUAACAUAUGUGUAACUGUGAAUAUUUUACAAUUUAUUCAUCCUAAUGAAUUUUAUUGCAAACAUUGUGCAUAAGUUAUUACAAAUAAAGCAUGGCGAAUAUUUUUAUGUGUAAAAUGUUACUUGGGUAUUUAUCUUUUCUGCUUUGUUGGCAUCUAAUGCUAACAUUUAUUUUCAUACUUCUUAUUGUUAUCCUGACAGUAAUAAUUUAAACGUAUCUUCUCGUUAAUUUCUUUUUUAAAUUUUCGAGUAUGUUUUUCUUUAUUUUCCUUUUAGGAAUUUAAAAAAUUUUUCAUUUUAGGUUUAAAUGUAUCGACAAUGUUUCUGCGAUUUAUUUUAUUUUUUCAUUCCUCCAAGAAGAAAGUAGCUUCUUACUAAUAGUAAAAUAUUUUCAGAAAGUAUCACUUGUUUUCUUUAAGCUGUCUUUGCCUUGAAAGUUUUUCAUAGAUAUGUUAGAUACUACUUUGUUAUUUAAAAAAAAUUAACCUGUCAUAAAAUUUAAAAUAUUUAAUUUAUAUUAAUUUAUACAGUGGUUGGUACAAUUAUUGAUGACAGUGAUGCUGUAAAAAUGAUAAAUUAGAUUUACUAAUUUUAGGUAUUAUUUUCCUUGGUCUCAUUCUCUCUCUAACAAUAUUUUUGUACUUUUAAUAAAUAUUGUGUUACUUUUAUCACAAUAAAAGUAUUAUGCAUUGUGUGAAUUCAUUCUAUUUUGUAAUUAUGUUUAAAAUGUUAAAUUUUUGCUCUAUAUUGAAUAAUAUAUAACUGCUGAUAGAAAUAACUUUGUCUUGAAUUGAAAGAAAAAAAAAACUAUAUAAUUUGCUUGUUUAUUUGGUGAACUGUUGCAUAUAUUUUUAUCACAGAGUAUAUAGAAUGAACUAUUGGGUAAUCACCAUGAUUUUUCAGCAUAUUCACAUGGAGUAAUAUUUGUUAUAUCAUAUAUGUUGAAAAAAAAAACUAGAAGUUAUUCUGUGUUUGGAGUGAAAGGCAUUGCAGCAUAUAAUGUUAAUCUUAUAACUAUGUUAAAAUUCAUAAAGAUUGAUGCUAGAUUAUUCAUUAUUAUGUAAAUAAAAUUGUUUUUAGUAUAUG